CAACUGCGGCAAUGUCGUCGACGUUUUAUCGACGUCCAACGUAACUGCCCGACCGAUCAUGGAGGAGUAACUGUCUUCCAUGGACCAACGGCUAUUUCUUCAACAUAACCAAAUUUCAAAUCCCCAUUCCCAUUUUUAAACCCAAACACGUCUCAAUUUAACCAAAUUUCUACAUUCAAGUUUCUCCCAAAAUUCAAAUUUCUUCUGAAUUUCUGAAACCACCCACCCAUUCAAGAGCAUACCCAAAUCCGCGAAGAUGAACGAUUUGAUGACGAAAUCGUUCUUAAGUUAUGUAGAAUUGAAGAAACAGGCGCAGAGGGACGCUGUAGGCAGUGGCGGCGACGGCUUCGACAUUGAAUCCGGUGGCCAAGAACUCAAUCCGACGGAAGAACAGAACCUGUCUCUGUUUUUUGAAAAAGUCGAUGAAAUCAAGACCCAAAUGGAAGAGACAACCAAUCUCUUAGUUGACAUUCAGAAACUAAAUCAAGAAGCCAAAUCAACCCACAACGCCAAAAUCCUCCGUGGAUUAAGAGACAGAAUCGACUCCGAUAUGGUUUCAAUCCUCCGCAGAGCAAGAAUCCUCAAAGAAAAAUUGGCGUCUCUCGACCAAUCCAACUCGGCCAACCGCCUGAUCUCCGUCGCAUAUGGCGAAGGAACCAUCGUAGACAGGACAAGAACUUCAAUCACGAACGGAUUGAGAGUGAAAUUGAGAGGAAUGAUGAACGAAUUUCAGGAGUUGAGAGAAAAAGUUGUGGCGGAUCAUAAGGAAGAUCUGAGAAGAAGGUAUUUUAGUGCAAAUGGGGAACAACCCAGUGAAGAGCAAGUGGAGAAGAUCAUGUCUGGGAGUUUGAAAUUGGAAAUGUUAGGAGGGAAAUUGAGUGAGACCGAGUCAGAGGACCGAGUCAGGCACGAGUCAGUGAUGGAUAUACAGAGGAGUUUGAAUAAGCUUCAUCAGGUGUUUUUGGAUAUGGCGAUUUUGGUUGAGAGUGAAGGGGAAAAGAUUGAGGAUAUUGAAGAGAAUGUGGCGAAAGCUGGGAAGUUCGUCAAUGGCGGAACUCGAAGCCUUUAUUAUGCGAAGCAGAUGAAGAGGAAGAACAAGAAAUGGGUGUAUUGGGUUUGGGCUAUCAUUUUUGUUAUAUUGCUUGUUUGCAUUGUUUCAAUGUUGGUUUGUUGAAUUUUUUUCUCUCUCUUUUUUAUUUUCUUUUUAACUUUCCUAAACUCAUAAAUUGAGAAUUUUGUAAUGGAAACCUUUUCUUUUCCCUCUCUCCCUCUCCAUAAACAAUAUGUAUAGAGAUUCAUAUUUUGUAGUGGAAG
Molecule: messenger RNA, 1314 nt
Organism: Cucumis melo (muskmelon)
Lineage: Eukaryota; Viridiplantae; Streptophyta; Magnoliopsida; Cucurbitales; Cucurbitaceae
Product: syntaxin-112
Exons: 2
Coding region: 257-1174 (305 amino acids)
Biological process (GO): intracellular protein transport; vesicle fusion; exocytosis
Cellular component (GO): endomembrane system; SNARE complex; plasma membrane
Molecular function (GO): SNAP receptor activity; SNARE binding
Source: RefSeq, a predicted model, not a curated record